This is a messenger RNA of Chrysochloris asiatica (Cape golden mole), 318 nucleotides long. It is a transcript of the gene BORCS7, whose product is annotated as chromosome unknown open reading frame, human C10orf32. The transcript is spliced from 5 exons. Lineage: Eukaryota; Metazoa; Chordata; Mammalia; Afrosoricida; Chrysochloridae. The record is from RefSeq and is a predicted model, not a curated record. Gene Ontology annotation, cellular component: BORC complex. The coding region runs from base 1 to 318 and encodes 105 amino acids.
AUGGCGACUGGCACACCAGAUUCACAAGCGCGAUUCGGUCAGUCAGUGAAAGGGCUUCUCACCGAGAAGGUGAACACCUGCGGUACUGACGUGAUCGCGCUUACCAAGCAAGUGCUGAAGGGCUCCCGGAGCUCCGAGCUGCUAGGUCAGGCAGCUCGAAACAUGGUACUACAGGAAGAUGCCAUCUUGCACUCAGAAGAUAGUUUAAGGAAAAUGGCAAUAAUAACCACACAUCUUCAAUACCAGCAAGAAGCUAUUCAGAAGAAUGUUGAGCAGUCAUCAGAUCUACAGGACCAGUUGACUCACCUGUUGAAAUAG